Gryllus bimaculatus (two-spotted cricket) is the source of this 6909-nucleotide messenger RNA. Lineage: Eukaryota; Metazoa; Arthropoda; Insecta; Orthoptera; Gryllidae. The record is from the annotation of a GenBank genome assembly.
UGGAAUUCGGAUGUCGCCGAACAGAGAAUAUUCUGUUUCUUCCAUUUACUCCUGCGUAGCAGCACCGUCCAAGCGACGGCGCGAAUAACAAAUGAGGACACGAGCAAUGGCGGCUUGCACCCCGCCCAGCUGCUGCAACCGCCAUGUCAGUAUGCAUUAUUAUCACUGACGGGUUGGCAACCCUGAAAAAAUAGAAGAUUUGUGUACCUUGGAGACGAGACGUAUCCACCAGACCCACUGGGGGGGAAAGGACCUAAAAUCAUGGUGUGAACAUUUAACUAAAAUUGGGGGUCGUAUUUCGGUGUCGUAGUAACCAAAUGAAAGAUUUUGGCAAUACGUUUUGGACUUUAGUGUUCACCGUCCUCAAUGUUUCCUAGUUUAUAGUGAUUUGUGUGUAAAUUUAUUGUAAAUAUGGCUGUUAACGGUGAUUCGACACCAUCAGAAAUAAAUGAAAUUAAAAAUCUCUUAUGGGGGCCGUUCGUUAAAGAAGAAGUAUUUAAAAGGUGGGCACAAGGUUUUCACUUCAGUAAGGAUGAGCCAACAGCUCUGGAACAAGAGGAGGGAGGACCCUGUGCAGUACUUGCUCCUGUCCAAGCUUUUAUUCUGAAAACCAUUUUAUCUAAAACUGUGGGAAAUAAUUGGAGAGAAGUCGACCAAGAAGGAAACACAGAACUUCUUAUAAGAGCAGUUUGUGAUAUAUUGUGUCAAGUUAGUAAUUACAACAAUGGAAAAUUUAAGAUUGUGAGACUGAAUGACUGCAUCAGGAAAGGUACUUCUAAUCACACAAAUCACCAUUCCUGUGAUGAUGAUGAUGAUGAUGAUGAUGAUGAUGAUGAUAAUAAUCAGUUUGAACAAUCUUCUAGAAAUCCUUUACCACAACUACCCCGUUUUGUCAUAAUGAAGUUAAAAUGGAUAUUUUCAUACGAUUCGCUAGAAGAAGUGGAAGCAUUUUAUCAUCAAAGACUGGAUGAUUUGACAGAUACUUUUGGUGUUCUAUUAUUUCUGUAUUCAGUUAUGUGUACUAAAGGUCUGGAUGCAAUAAGAAAUGAAAUGAAUGAUCCUGCUGAACCCUUCAUAGAUGGUACAUAUGGUUAUGGUAGCCAAGGGCUCAUAAAUCUAAUGAUCACUGGCCGGGCUGUAAAUCAUGUGUGGGAUCAUGAACAAGAUGUUGGUGGAUUGAAGUUACGUGGUGUAGAUAAGCAAAGUAAAGUUGGAUUUUUGGCCCUUUUGGAACACUUGCGUUAUUGUGAAGUAGGCUCAUUUCUCAAGAAUCCUGAAUUUCCUGUUUGGGUUCUGGGCAGUGAAACUCAUCUUACAGUUCUAUUUUCAUUUGAAAGACAGUUGGUCAGACCAGAAACACCUAGCGAAGUGGCACGUCGUGUCUUUAAAUCUUUUGAUCCUGAAGGAAAUAAUUUUAUACCCAAUUCUGAUCUAAGUGAGGUACUAAGAAAAUUGGAUCUUGUAAGCGAACCGGCAUAUGUAGAUAUAAUGACCAAAAAAUUAGAUCCUGAAAAUUUAGGUAUAAUUCUUCUUAAUGCGUUUAUGGAUGAGUUCUUUCCUGAGGAGAAAACAUCAAUGCCUGAUACGUUUGUCCUUUAUCAUUACAAUGGACUUCGAAGAUCUUGUCCUGAUGGAAAGGUAAUUUAUCAAGAAGGCCAAGCUGUGCUGCUUGAAUGUGACAUUCAGUGCGUACUGGAGAGCAACCCCAUGUUGACAUGCCUGCAGACAAAAUGGCCGAACAUUGAAUUACAAUGGUCCCGGGGCAUUACACCUUCUCUCAAUUAAGCUCAAUUUGCCACACUUCUCACCUGUUAGAAUACACUGCAUUGAAUGGAAAAUGGGGCUUUAGUUCAACAAGCUGAAUAUGUUUCAGAUCCUCUACAAUUCUCUUCAUUAUGGAUGAUCUUAUGUGCUACGAAUUUAUCUUUUUUUAAAAUGAAAAUUGAAGAGGCAAAAAAUUGAAUUAAAUGAUAUUCUGCUGCUUAAUACAGUAGAACUUGAAACACCACAUUUAAUUAUUAGUAAAUUAUAUAUAUUUGUGCUAUAAAAUGAAAUCUAUUUACUAGUUCUCAAAAAUAGAAUAUUAAAAACAUUCUUCAUGUAUAGAUUGUGCUACAGAUUUGAUAGCAGUUUAAUUUACAUGGAUGCUUGUUGCUAGUUAAUAUUUAAUGCAAAAUACUAGAACUGAAUUGAAAAAAUAAUUUGCUACUGAUAUUGCAUUAUUUUAGAAUAAAUAUUAAAUACCUCAAAUUUAUUCCUUUAAUUUUGUAAUAUUAAAGUACCCGCUCUCUAUGUACAUAUGCAUUUAUACUAUACAAUAUUGUGAAUAUGUAAAUACGAUACAUAAUUUAUGAGGUGAGGUUAAGUUCAUUGUAAAGUACAGGUGAAUUCUUCUGGUCUAUGUUAAUGUUUUGUCAUUUUGUAUGUUUACAUCCUUCUUGAACUGUGUGUAACAUUGCAGUUUGCCACUCAGUUAUGCAUUCCUUUUGGUUGUGAUAAAUCAAUAUUGUGCAUUAAAGUAUUUGUUCAAGGAUCUUUCUGUGUAAUAACAUUUUUUUAUUGUAUUCAGUCUUUACAAAGACUGAUGUUAGAUAUUGUAAAUGAUAAAUUGUAGAGAAUUUUUGAAUCCCUGAGAAAGUUGUUCCCAAGAUAAAGUACUUCUGUAUAACAUAUUCCUUUGUAUAAAUGAAUGAAUAUAUAGAAAUUAUUCAUAGGUGGAGAGUUUGCCUUUUAUGUACAGAGCCACAUAAGACUGCAACAGUUAAAUCUUGAUGAAAUGAAUUCUUUGUCAAUUUGUAUAAUUGAUGCCAAAACGUCAGUCAAUGUACAUUAUUUGACAUAAUUUUGUAAUGUGUUUUAGAAAGCAUUGAAAAUUGUUAAUUGUUAUUGAAGGGGAGAAAAGUAAACAAAAUUUAAAAUAAAAUAUCUGAGACAUUGGUUAAUUAAAAUGUAUUUUGGGUAAAUUCAUAACAUUUAAAUGUAAAAUAUAUACAUAUAUUUCGUAUACAGCUUGAAUAUUUUAAUGAAGUGAACUAUGUAUAUUUGUAUUGGUUGUAUAUGGUAAGUAUCAUUUUACGUAAUAUAUAUUGAAAGGUUUAUAGUUAGCCAUUCAAUGGUGUAUUUUCAAUAGUAUUUGUUAUUUAUUGUUCUUAAUGCAUAAUUGUUUUAUUUGAUUGAUUCAGCGUAAUAAUUUGUAAGAUUUCAAUAUAUCAGUUUUCAUUGUAUGAACACAAAUUUAUUGUUACUCUUUUUAUACUCUUAUUAAAUUUUUGAUUUGAAUACUCAGGAAGAAUUGUAAAAAGUACAGUUUAGCGGCAUCUAAAUCUGACCUAAAAUCUCCAGAAUUAGAAAUUAGAACUUGUUUACUUCAGUCUAUGAUUUUGAGAUAAAAAAUUGAUCCUCAAUCCUGUCAAAGUGUAGUGCCAGCAGCCAAAUAAUUUUUUUACUCUGAAAGGCAAUAUUCAGAAGAAUUUUGAAGUAAUAAAAGAUACAUAUUGAUAAAAAUACUAUGUUAAAAUGCUGCAGUACAUAUAUCAGUGAAGUCUAUUAACGAGAUGUUUUUACAGUUACGUAAUGAAAAUGUGAUGUGAUGCAAUUUUUAGUUGUGUUGUGUUUAGAUAGCUUAUGUAAUAAUUAUUGAUGAAAGAAGUUUGAAAUGGACAUAUUAAUGAUAUGACUUUUAUUAUGAUGAAAUUUACUAUGUCAAACUUGUGUCAUUAAUACUUUUAUUUGCAACAAUUAUAAUAGGGUUUUUUGUAUGAUAAGGCUUGAAUUAUGAAUUCUGAUUCGUUUCAUUUCUUGUCCUGUUGAUUUCAUUGAAUCACCUUGCUUCUUUGUGAAUUAUUGAAUAACAGAAAGCCAUAGAUUUGCAGGGUGGUCACAUCCAUGUUUUUUUUUACAGUGUGGCAUCACUGUCUUUCAUUGGUUUUUGCAAAGAAGUGUUAUAAUGCCAAUUGGCCAACAAGUGCUAUAAUGAAGCUGGUUAUAACACUGGUAUGAGUGCACUAAACUAUUGCAUCAUCAUAAAUUAAUUUAUAACACUUUGUUGAACUUAUGGUGAAUUACUAUCUGAGCUUCUAAAUAAUCUUCUUUCUUUCCGUAAUUUCUGUUAUAAGUAUCCAGUGUGCUGUCUGAGGACCCUAUUCAAAAUUUUUAUUAUGGAAAUACAUAGGUGGCUCUUACCUUUUUAUUGACAUGGAACACUACUAAAUAUAAUUGCAAUGUGGUGCUUUAUGUAACACCAAAAAUAAUACAUUAAGUUACAAUCCUAAAGAAUGGUAUAAGAAAAUUAUAUUCUAAAUUAAAGAUCCUUGUACUGAUGUAGAUGACCAGAGAAAGGUCUUAGGGGGGAAAUGGUCCCAUUUUAUUAACAAAGGAAUUUCAAUAUUGUGAAAAUGAAGGCUGUGUAUAAUGCUUACCUUAAAAAACUUGUCUUGAAAAUAGCUUCCAUCAUGUAAUUUUUUCUCAAGUUACAAAAGAUUUUUUCAUAUUUUCUUCAGAUCAGAUUCAAUUUUUGAAUGUUGAUGAAAAUUUAUACCAGGCUUCAUAUUCUUGUUAGUUGUAAAAUUAAUUAUGGAUAAGUUGUGAAUUUCAUGUUAAAUUAUAAUUGUAUAUACACCCGACUAAUUUUGAAUUACCCGUGCUAAAUAAUUAUCAUCCGAUAUGAAAGUGUUUCGAUUUAUACAUUGUUUAAGACACAUAGCACAUCCUUAAAAGUAUGUUGCAAGGCAUCAAAUCAAAACUAUUUCAAUAGUGAGAUAAAACUGAAACUGUUAGUCUUGAAAUACAUUGACGAAACCAGAACCGAAUGAAACAAUUUCACUUCUUAAAAUAUCAUCAUAAUUUUGAACAACGGAUUACAUUCGAUUCAAAUUUUGUUAUUAUUCAAAAUGCAUAUACCACAUUAUUAUUAAUUUUUUUUCAAUUAUUGAUGUUUUACAACCAUGGAUGGGUAAAAAAUGGUUCUAAAAUUUUAUAAUUUGAAGUUCAUUAUUAUUAAUUUUGUAAUUAUUUAUAAAAAAUUAUUUAAAACAUGUUGAAAAAAAUGAAACUUCAGCCAAAAUAUUUUGUUAAGUAAAAUUGGAAUAUUGUUUUCAAUGAUUUGAUGCUGUCGUACUUUCCAAAGUUCCAUGAAAAAAUAACUAGGUUUUGUUUCUUGAGGCAAAUUGUUGGAAAAACUUAUAAUUACCAUCUUGUAUUUGUUUACAACUUUUCUAAUUUAUUUGUAUAUAAUUAUUUUGUAACACAAAUUUAUACCUGAAAGGAAUUAGAUUCGUUGCAUUGUUUUGUAUGGAAGCAAAAGCAAUAUAAAUGUAAAAUGUUCUUAUGUGUUUACUAUUGUGCUUGACAAACUCAUGAAAUUGUUCCUCACAACUUACUGCUGAUUUCACGUAUGUUUAUCAUUGUCUAUCAUAUGUUCUUGUGCUCUUUGCUCUUUCUUCCUCUGCUUCCCUAUCUAAUAACAUCAAUUUAUCCUUUCCAUUACCAUUCAUAGUUUUAAGAAUGUAGAUGAAUGGACUUCCCAACCAUUUGAUUUUAUCAUACCCAAUUCACUUGCUUCCAAAAUGCUUUGUAGUUCUGCUCAGUCUGGAGUGGCUUUACGUACAUGUUUUUAUAGUUUUGUUAUUCUUAAAUUUUCUUAUUAUAUUCUAUGUGAGGUUUAAGAAGUUUUUGAGUAGGCCUACUGACAUGAAUAAAAGAAAGAAACUAAUAGAAAAUAUUUUAUAGCUUGACAAAUUAGAGAAGCAAAAUACAUUUUUGAAUGUGUAAUUAUAUGGUGAAAACAGAAUGUUUUUAGAUAACCAACAGCCAGCAAUUCAUUAAAAUAAUAUAAAGAAUUACAGAAAGUCUGAUUCAUUUUUGUAUUUUUUCCACCUGAAAUUACCAUAGAUCAUGAUAUGUAUCCUAAUAUUCCUGCAAAGAGUUUAUGUGAAAAAAUAAUGUAAAAUUUGGAGAUCAUGUGUACAAUGGACACUUUCUUUUUAGUUUCUUAAGAAUCUUACAAGUGAACUGUCCAUUUAUUGAUUUAUUUUGUCAAAGAAUUUUAAAAACUAUAUGUAACAUAUUAUAGGGAGAAAUACAAUCUGUGCACAUUUUCUUGCGUUCCAGAAUAUCUUCUCAUCUUCUAACCAUAAAUAGUUAAAUGAUAAAUAAAAGUACCAACAAAGCAAGGCCUGCAACAUUUGAAAAUCUUGAAAUUUUCACUCUCAAGUUUCAGAAAACUUAUUUGCAUCAGUACACAAACUACAGAUUUAAUUUUUUUGAGUAUUGUUAACAAAACAGUAACCCAACAAAAUGUGUACAUAGUGAAACUACAUUUAUGUCCAAAAGUAAAACAAAGGGCCAUCUCAGCAUGUGCUCAAUAGAUCAGGGAAACUUGAUGAAAACCUGAUAGAAAUGGGGAUCUUUUCUAUUACAAUUGUGUUUCUUACUUGUAAGUGUGUCUGGAGUUACUGAAUUACGAAUCAAGGGGCUAGAACAUACCAAAUUUCUAAAAAUGUAAGAAGAUUUAGAAACCAAUGGUAAUUAAUUCACAGUUACCAAUAAGAGGAUUGUAAAUAACUGGCAUAUACAAACAAGCCCAAUAAAGUAAAUCUCAGCAUUUGGAUGAGCACACAGCAAACACCAAAUCCUUGAAAAAUGUAUGAAUUAGGUACCAAUAGUUGGUAGUUCUGUUACAUUUCUAUCAUUUGGAUUGACACAUGAAGCUGGGAGAAAGGAAUGUGUGUGUCUGUUAAUUUUUCUUCUUUUUCAUUUAAAUUUCCUUUCAUAUUUUUAACAUCUUAGUGCACAAAACAAUUAAAUGAUUCAAACAUAAAAGGGUUUGUAAAGAAGUUUUUAUUAAGAAAUAAAUUUAACAAUAUUUGUAUUUCUGUUUAUAUAUUUCAUUUUUGUGAAAUAGGAGAGUAG